This is a messenger RNA of Alternaria burnsii, 1740 nucleotides long. Its product is annotated as dihydroxyacetone kinase. The coding region runs from base 1 to 1740 and encodes 579 amino acids. Lineage: Eukaryota; Fungi; Ascomycota; Dothideomycetes; Pleosporales; Pleosporaceae. Gene Ontology annotation, molecular function: ATP binding; glycerone kinase activity. The transcript is spliced from 5 exons. The record is from RefSeq and is a predicted model, not a curated record. Gene Ontology annotation, cellular component: cytosol. Gene Ontology annotation, biological process: glycerol catabolic process.
AUGUCGUCGAGACACUUCAUUCACGACCCGACACACCUCGUCGAAACCGCCCUUCUCAGCAUCCCACAAACAAACCCUUCGGUGCAAUGCGAUAUAAACAACAAAAUCAUCUACCGCAAGAAUGGCGCAUCACAAGUUAGCAUAGUUUCUGGAGGCGGCAGCGGUCAUGAGCCCUCAUUCGCGUCUUUCGUCGGUGCUGGCCUACUAUCUGGAGCAGUCGCAGGCACAAUCUUCGCAUCUCCAAGUGCAGAGCAGGUGCGAAGAUGUAUCUUGCAUCGCAUUCAGAAAGACAAGGGUGUUCUCGUGAUAGUAAUGAACUACACCGGCGACGUGUUGAACUUCGGCAUGGCAGUCGAGAAGGCGCGUGCUGCAGGUAUUGAAGUCGACAUGGUGGUGGUCGGCGACGAUGCAGGUGUAGGGCGCGCAAAGGGAGGAAAGGUUGGACGGAGAGGUAUUGCGGGGACAGUACUUGUACAGAAGAUUGCUGGUGCGCUCGCUGCGAAAGGAGCGAGUCUCAAGGAUGUAACGCGCAUGGCACAACUCGUCGCAGACAAUACCGUCUCGAUUGGAUCUUCCUUGGCGCACGUCCAUGUUCCAGGUCGGCGAGAGGCAGAGGAAGACGAGCUUGCGGAAGGCUUAGUUGAGAUAGGAAUGGGCAUUCACAACGAAGCCGGCUCUGAGCGCAAGUCGACAGAUCUCCCUGGCCUUGUGAAGACGAUGUUAUCGCACUGCUUGGACGUCGCGGACCAAGAUCGCAGUUUCUCUAAGAUCACCGACAAGGACGAUGUGGUACUGCUAGUCAACAACCUGGGAGGUGUCAGUCCACUCGAGCUCAGCGGGAUCACGAACGAAGUCGUCGACCAACUGGCAGACAACUUUAAGAUCAAACCAGUGCGAGUUCUGGCUGGUACCUUUAUGACUAGUCUGAACGGACUGGGCUUCAGCGUCAGCUUGCUAAGAGUCGCUGACGCUUCUAUGCUUGAACUGCUCGAUGCACCCGCAGAGGCGAGUGGCUGGUCAGCGGCAAUUAGUAGCAGCACAUGGGCACGACGAGAAGAAGCGAAAAAGAGCGAGGAACAGGUAGACGAAGAAGAGGUCCAGCCAAGUGACCUGAGGGUCAACUUUGCUCAGGCCAAAUCAACUUUGGCAGUCGCAUUGAACAGGCUCAUCGAGGCUGAACCAGAUGUGACCAAAUACGAUACUAUAGUGGGGGACGGCGAUUGCGGCAUCGGACUCAAGCGCGGCGCAGAAGCAAUUUUGAAGAUGCUCGAAACGGCAGAUAAGACGGAUGAUCUGUUGAUCCUCAUGAAUCACAUCAUUCAAGUGGUGGAACUGGCUAUGGACGGCACGUCAGGCGCAAUCUAUGCCAUCUUCCUGAAUGCAUUGGCCCAUGGGUUGCGACAGAAUGCGCCUUCGUCACCACAGCCUGUCACACCCGCAAUCUGGGCCAAAGCCCUGGACUCGUCUCUCAAGGCACUUGGCAAAUACACUCCUGCCAAACCUGGAGACCGAACACUUAUGGAUGCGCUCUAUCCGUUCGUUGAGACAUUAUCCAAGACGGAAAGUAUCGAAAAAGCGGCUGCAGCGGCACAAGGUGGUGCUCAAGGGACGAAAGGUAUGAAAGCGAGCUUGGGGCGAACGGUGUAUGUUGGAGGCGAGGGGUUCCAGGAGGUGCCAGACCCUGGCGCGCAUGGCCUUGCGGAGCUUCUGUUGGGCCUGAGUGAUGGAUUGAAGAAGUAG